Neogale vison (American mink) is the source of this 2862-nucleotide messenger RNA. Its product is annotated as autophagy-related protein 9A. Gene Ontology annotation, biological process: autophagy of mitochondrion; protein localization to phagophore assembly site. Lineage: Eukaryota; Metazoa; Chordata; Mammalia; Carnivora; Mustelidae. The record is from RefSeq and is a predicted model, not a curated record. Gene Ontology annotation, cellular component: autophagosome; phagophore assembly site. The transcript is spliced from 16 exons. Bases 291 to 2810 code for a protein of 839 amino acids.
GUUGGGAGCCGAGCCUUUGGCCUGGUGCCGGGCGACCCUGGGGCGCUCUGGGCUCGGGUCCUGGCGGCUGGGUGUGGGGAGGCAACCCAGCCCACCUGGACGAUCCGCUGUCGGACUGGCUCGAUUCUUCCACCAUCCGCAGGAACCCCUGAGCCCAGGCCUGGCCAGCCAGGGCUCCAUGAGCCUGGGUCCACACUGACCCGCAGCUGCGGAGCCUGGGCAUCAAGGGCUGGAGUGGAGCAGACGCUGUCCAUGGAGCUGGUGGACAGAGUGGACAGGGGGCGGUGGUGAUGGCGCAGUUCGACACUGAAUACCAGCGCCUUGAGGCCUCCUACAGUGAUUCACCCCCUGGGGAGGAGGACCUACUGGUGCACGUCCCUGAGGGGAGUAAAUCACCCUGGCACCACAUCGAAAACCUUGACCUCUUCUUCUCUCGAGUUUAUAAUCUACACCAGAAGAAUGGCUUCACUUGCAUGCUCAUCGGGGAGAUCUUUGAGCUCAUGCAGUUCCUCUUUGUGGUUGCCUUCACCACCUUCCUGGUCAGCUGCGUGGACUACGACAUCCUUUUUGCCAACAAGAUGGUGAACCAUAGUCUUCACCCGACCGAGCCCGUCAAGGUCACUCUGCCAGACGCCUUUUUGCCUGCCCAGGUCUGUAGUGCCAGGAUUCAGGAAAAUGGCUCCCUUAUCACCAUCCUGGUCAUUGCGGGUGUGUUCUGGAUCCAUCGGCUUAUCAAGUUCAUCUACAACAUUUGCUGCUACUGGGAGAUCCACUCCUUCUACCUACACGCUCUGCGUAUCCCCAUGUCCGCCCUCCCCUACUGCACGUGGCAGGAAGUGCAGGCGCGCAUCGUGCAGACUCAGAAGGAGCACCAGAUCUGCAUCCACAAGCGCGAGCUGACCGAGCUGGACAUCUACCACCGCAUCCUCCGCUUCCAGAACUACAUGGUCGCCCUGGUGAACAAGUCCCUCCUGCCUCUGCGCUUCCGCCUGCCAGGCCUGGGGGAGGCUGUCUUCUUCACUCGCGGCCUCAAGUACAACUUCGAGCUGAUCCUCUUCUGGGGCCCUGGCUCUCUGUUUCUCAAUGAAUGGAGCCUCAAGGCUGAGUACAAACGUGGGGGGCAGCGGCUGGAGUUGGCCCAGCGCCUCAGCAACCGCAUCCUGUGGAUUGGCAUUGCCAACUUCCUGCUGUGCCCCCUCAUCCUCAUCUGGCAGAUCCUCUACGCCUUCUUCAGCUACGCCGAGGUGCUGAAGCGGGAGCCCGGGGCCCUCGGGGCGCGCUGCUGGUCCCUCUAUGGCCGCUGCUACCUCCGCCACUUCAACGAGCUGGAGCACGAGCUGCAGUCCCGCCUCAGCCGAGGCUAUAAGCCCGCCUCCAAGUACAUGAACUGCUUCCUGUCCCCGCUGCUGACGCUGCUGGCCAAGAAUGGCGCCUUCUUCGCUGGCUCCAUCCUGGCUGUGCUCAUUGCCCUCACCAUCUACGACGAAGACGUGUUGGCCGUAGAGCAUGUCCUUACCACCGUCACACUCCUGGGGGUCACCGUGACCGUGUGCAGGUCCUUUAUCCCGGACCAGCACAUGGUGUUCUGCCCUGAGCAGCUGCUCCGCGUGAUCCUUGCACACAUUCACUACAUGCCUGACCACUGGCAGGGUAAUGCCCACCGCUCGCAGACCCGGGACGAGUUUGCCCAGCUCUUCCAGUACAAGGCAGUGUUCAUCUUGGAGGAACUGCUGAGUCCCAUUGUCACGCCCCUCAUCCUUAUCUUCUGCCUGCGCCCACGGGCCCUGGAGAUCAUAGACUUCUUCCGCAAUUUCACCGUGGAGGUUGUCGGUGUUGGGGAUACCUGCUCCUUUGCCCAGAUGGAUGUUCGCCAGCACGGGCAUCCCCAGUGGCUGUCCGGUGGGCAGACAGAGGCCUCGGUGUACCAGCAAGCUGAGGACGGGAAGACAGAGCUGUCACUCAUGCACUUCGCUAUCACCAACCCCGGCUGGCAGCCACCACGUGAGAGCACUGCCUUUCUCGGCUUCCUCAAGGAGCAGGUUCAGCGGGACGGAGCAGCUGCCAGCCUCGCCCAAGGGGGUCUGCUUCCUGAAAAUGCUCUCUUUACAUCUAUCCAGUCCUUACAAUCUGAGUCUGAGCCACUGAGCCUUAUUGCAAAUGUGGUAGCUGGAUCAUCCUGCCGGGGCCCCCCACUGCCCAGAGACCUGCAGGGCUCCAGGCACAGGGCCGAAGUCGCCUCUGCCCUGCGCUCUUUUUCCCCUCUGCACCCCAGUCAGGUGCCCACAGGCCGAGCUCCAAGCACCAUGACGGGCUCUGGGCUGGACGCCAGGACAGCCAGCUCCGGGAGCAGUGUGUGGGAAGGACAGCUGCAGAGCCUUGUGCUGUCGGAGUACGCAUCCACCGAGAUGAGCCUGCACGCCCUCUACAUGCACCAGCUCCACAAGCAGCAGGCCCAGGCCGAACCUGAGCGGCACGUGUGGCACCGCCGGGAGAGCGAUGAGAGUGGGGAGAGUGCCCCUGAAGAGGGGGGAGAGGGUUCCCGGGCCUCCCAACCUAUCCCCCGUUCGGCCAGCUAUCCCUGUGCUGCAGCCCGGCCCGGAGCACCUGAGACCACCGCCCUGCAGGGGGGCUUCCAGAGGCGCUACGGGGGUAUCACAGAUCCUGGCACAGUACCCCGGGCUCCCUCUCACUUCUCACGGUUGCCUCUCGGAGGGUGGGCCGAAGACGGGCAGGCAGCCUCCAGGCACCCAGAGCCGGUGCCCGAGGAGGGCUCAGAGGAUGAGCUGCCCCCUCAGGUGCACAAGGUAUAGACGAGGCUGAGGAGGGUCCCUAUGUCCCAGGAUGGCGGCCGCUGAUGCCACC